Messenger RNA from Rhagoletis pomonella (apple maggot), 2325 nucleotides. RefSeq lists its product as uncharacterized. The transcript has a single exon. The record is from RefSeq and is a predicted model, not a curated record. Bases 1 to 2325 code for a protein of 774 amino acids. Lineage: Eukaryota; Metazoa; Arthropoda; Insecta; Diptera; Tephritidae.
AUGGAAUUAUUACAGCUGCCUCCAGUGAAACGGGCCGCUCUCAAACCACAUCGCAAGUGGGUGCAAUACGGAAACUACGAUUUGCCGGAAUUCGACGGCCGUCCAGAGGACUGGCCAAUGUUUAAGGAAACAUUCAUAAUGACUACAACGGAGUACCAGUACAGUGACACGCAGAACAUGAUGCGCUUACAGAAAGCAAUCAAAGGCAAAGCAAGGGAGACGCUCGAGUGUUUACUAAUACACAGCAGAAACGUGAAGCAAAUCAUCAAAACUUUAGAAGAACGCUAUGGGAAGUCGGAGCUGGUGGUGAAGAGUCAAUUAAAGAAGAUACGAAGUGUUGCACCAAUCUCCGAAAAUCAUAUCGACCAGUUAGUGAUGUUCGCGACGAAGGUUCAAAAUUUAUCCUCCUUUCUUCAGGCUGCUGAUUGUGAUUAUCAUUUGUCAAACCCUACGUUGAUGGAAGAGUUGCUGAUUAAACUGCCUAUGCAAAGGCGUAUUGAGUGGGCACGACAUGCCUCUACGAUUGUACCGCGACCAACGAUAUGCCACUUUAGCGACUGGCUACAAGAAUUAUCCACAAUUGUGAAUUCAGCCUGUGUGUACUCGAGCUUGGAACAGCGCCAACCAAGAACAGAAGGGCGCCCAAGAUUUUUCCACACAAACGAGGUCGAUAGUGAAAGUUCGUGGCGAGGUAAAUGCGAAGCGUGUGCAGAGAGGCACGCACUUAGUAAGUGUAAAAGAUUUUUAGACAUGGAUCAAGGAGAGAGGUGGCGUUUAGUUCGUCGAAGGAGACUUUGCUUUAAUUGUCUGAAAGGCAAUCACCGUAGCAGCGUUUGUCGUGAACAACACGAAUGUGGUGAUGAGCAUUGCACAAAACGGUGGCAUACCCUUCUUCACGAGCGUAAUGGAAUAGAACGUAUACGCGAGGUAUCGCACAGGCAACAAUCGUCACGGCAAGCAUCGAAUCACGUAGCACAGCAGCAGCAACAAGCCGUGCAGCUACAACCCGUUUCACCGGAGGGAAUACAUCAAAUUUUUACGAACACUAUCCCGUCUAACAAAGCAUCGAAAUUGUUGUUUAAAAUUGUACCAGUUAUAUUGUACGCCAAUUCGAGAGAAAUCAAAACUUAUGCGUUUUUCGACGAAGGGUCUGCUAUAUCACUAAUCAACCGUGCCUUAGCAAUUCGUCUUGGGCUUAAGGGGUACAGCGAUAGUCUAACGUUGCAAUGGUUUGGCAGCACAACUGUCACUGAACCUUCUUGUAGGGUAGAUGUAGAGAUUUCCGGUAUUGAGCGAGGUAGCAAGAAGUUUAGUAUGCGAAACGUGCGUACGGUUUCAAAUCUCCAAUUGCCAAUGCAGUCGAUAAGUCUGUCGGACCUUCAUUAUAAGGAUCAACAUCUGCCACUACGCGAGUACUCUGGCGCUGUGCCCGAACUCCUGAUAGGAUUGGACAAUGCGUAUCUUGGAGUACCACGACGAACGGCUCACGACGGUAGCAGAGGUUAUGCGGUGGUGCUGACACAACUCGGAUGGGUAAUCUACGGAGCAGGGCGACGUCCAUUGAACCAGGCGCGUUACCAUACAAUGUUUGCGCGAGUGAGUGAAGCGGGCGAAACUUCUCAGCUGGAGGACCUCAUCCAUGAUUACAUAAUUAACGAAAGCAUGGGCGUAGGUGUUGUGAAACAGGUGAUUGAAGCCGAAGAUAUUGUGAGGGCAAAGAAACUGUUGCAGGAGAAUACAAAGCGCAACGGAAACCAAUUUGAAACGUGUUUAUUGUGGAAGGAUGAUAACAUAGAGUUGCCGGCAAGUAAGGAGAUGGCAGAAAAGAGAUUUUACGCACUAGAGAGAAAAUUUAAACGCGACGACGAUUUGAAAAAAGCAUAUGCGACGAUUAUAGCAGGGUAUGUGGCGAAAGGGUACGCCAGUAAACUAAGUGAAGAGGAGGCAGCAGUCAAAGACAAGCGUACCUGGUAUUUACCUCAAUUCGCCGUGUUUAACCCGAAUAAGCCCACGAAAAUCAGGUUAGUGUUUGACGCAGCAGCGGAGUCAGAAGGGGUGUCGUUGAAUUCGGCACUGUUAAGUGGGCCAGAUUUAUUGCAGCCGCUGGGAACGGUGCUAAUGAAAUUUAGGCAAAAACAAAUCGGAGUUUGCGCCGACAUAGUGGAGAUGUUCCACCAGGUGAAGACUCGAGAUGAAGACUUGUCAUCACAACGAUUUUUAUGGAGAUACGAUCCUAAGGCCCGCUUGGAUGAAUAUGUAAUGAAUGUGAUGACCUUCGGAGCCACAUGCUCGCCGUGCUCAGCGCAGAAAGAACAAAAACGCUGA